UAGUUAAACAGUCCUUUUUAUGCCUAGCAUUGAGCGACUAGCAUCAAACGAGCAUCAAGAUGCAGCUUUUCUUACGUGGCCAGAACACUCACACCCUUGAGGUGACUGGAGAGGAGACUGUCGGCCAGAUCAAGGCUCAUGUCCAGGCUCUGGAAGGUCUCCUGGUUGAGGAUCAGGUGCUGCUGCUUGCUGGGUGCCCUCUGGAGAAUGAUGCCUCUCUGGCGUCUUGCGGUGGCACCCUGGAGGUAGCUGGCAGACUUCUGGGAGGUAAGGUUCACGGCUCUCUGGCCCGUGCCGGAAAAGUGCAGGGACAGACUCCCAAAGUUGAUAAGCAGGAGAAGAAGAAGAAGAAGACUGGCCGUGCUAAGCGCCGCAUCCAGUACAACAGGCGCUUUGUGAAUGUCGUUCCCACCUUCGGAAAGAAGAAGGGACCCAAUGCCAACUCUUAAGUGGUUCACUGCCCCAAAGGAGAAACAGCAUCAUUUCCCCUUCA
This is a messenger RNA of Pelmatolapia mariae (spotted tilapia), 493 nucleotides long. Its product is annotated as ubiquitin-like FUBI-ribosomal protein eS30 fusion protein. The coding region runs from base 60 to 449 and encodes 129 amino acids. Lineage: Eukaryota; Metazoa; Chordata; Actinopteri; Cichliformes; Cichlidae. Gene Ontology annotation, biological process: translation. The record is from RefSeq and is a predicted model, not a curated record. Gene Ontology annotation, molecular function: structural constituent of ribosome; protein binding. Gene Ontology annotation, cellular component: cytosolic small ribosomal subunit; ribosome. The transcript has a single exon.